AUGAAAUCACAAAUAAUAUUCAGGAAGUUUAGCGGUCAUACAGGCCUCCCGUUCCCUCUUUGCUUAUUAAAGUUAUGUCAUAAGAUUCAAUCGGAUUACGAGAAAUGUCUAAUUAAUUACAAGAGCACCAAAACUAAAUACGAAGACAUUUGGCUUCAUUUGCCUAAAAAGACUGAAAACAAUGCAAACAUUAACUCGAAAAUAGAGAAACAAUUUAUCGAAAUCAAGAGAAAAUACGAGAAAUUGUGUCAAAAACUGCAUGUUUUGCACAACGAUUACUGUUUGGUCACAACCGAAGCCAAACAAUACGAAAACGACUUCAGAGUGUUGUUAAUACCGACUCUUAUCUCAUACCACGAAUCCAUUCUUAUGGACUCAGGCGAUAAGUGGAAUAAUGUUUUAAUGAAAUUUGUGGACAAAACAGAUAUAACACAAGAAAGGUAUAGACGACUCCAAAAUAAGCUUAAAGUCAGUGUCGAAAACAUUAUCAGAUCUAAUAUCUACGGGAAUCUGAAGGGAAAGUUAGCUAAACCUGUGGUUCAAAAAAUAAACAUCUCGUUCAACGAUAAACUACUCGACGAUUUCGUAGGCGCUCUCAAACCCAACCAAUUAAUUAUCGAUACAGAAUUAGAAUUACAGCAAAUGUUGAGUAAAUCUCAGAUUGAGAUCCGAGACAAACAUCAACUCCAGAAGCAAUACGAUCUCGAAAUGAGAGCUCUUUUGCCUUUAAGUGAAGACAACGCGAACGCAAAGAUGGGAAUCAGAACCAGAAAGAGAGCCAUAGAUAUCAUCAAAAAGGAUUUGGUUUACAUUGAGAGCGAACACGAGAGGACACACCAUAUAUGGGAACGGGUGGACAUGUGCCUCCUUAAGAUGGCCGGCCUUCAGUAUAAGACCGGAACGAAAUUAUUCCGCAUUUUAUGA
Oppiella nova is the source of this 924-nucleotide messenger RNA. Lineage: Eukaryota; Metazoa; Arthropoda; Arachnida; Sarcoptiformes; Oppiidae. The record is from the annotation of a GenBank genome assembly.